AGCAGACGCUGUGAGUAAUGCGUGUGCUGUGCUACUAAUCCAACUCCUAAUGGAUGGUUAAAUGUUUCUCAUGAAGACGAACAGCUGGAACCACAGAAGGAUUCUCUUAAUCUUGUGUUUUUUAGGCUUGUGGCUACAAAUUAAUGGAAUUACGAUAUCAAUACCUCACUACAUUGUCAAUGCCACAGUGAAUGAGAGUGCCAUUCUUUCAGUGGACAAUAAAUGCAAUGGAACACUUUCUAUUAAAUGGAAGCACCUGUUACCAUGGGGAAUGAAAAACAUUGUCGACUGGAAUCCAGGCACUUAUCGAAACAUUUCAAGGAGUUAUGAAAACCGGAUUCAGGUGUACAGAAACGGAUCCAUCCAGCUUUCAAAUGUUCAGCUCUAUGACGCUGGUUGUUAUGUUGUGACUGUAACAGAUAAAGAAGGAAGCAGCAAGGAUGGUGUUAUUAUAUUGAAUAUAUAUGAACCACUUUAUAAGGAUUUGCACUUUGUGGCUGUCAUUGUUACAGUACUUGUAACGUUAUCUACUGUUCUAAUGUUCUUGCUGUGGAUCUGCAAUCAAAGUGUGAAACUCUACAAAAUCAAGAGGAGAGCAUGGAAUGCAAAUGGUUCGACGGAUAUGGAAGUAACAUCACUUUAAAGUUGCUAGAUGAAUUCCAGUUCACAUGUUGGAUUAAGACUGACAGAAUUUGAAAACUGAAGGAAGGUAUUCACACUAAGAAACAUUAGUGAAUAUUCACAAUAUUACAUAUUCACAUUAUUUCAUACAAACCCAUCAGUCAACUAUCACCAUACAAUAAUAACUAAAUGGUUUUAGCUAUUUUGUGAUAUUUAGUUUUACAACUGGUUUUAUAAAAAGGCGUACUAUGAGCAUGGCAUUUGUUACUCAGCCAUGCUCAUAGUACACUACUUCCAUUGUACAUUGCAAGUAGAAUAUUAAAAGCAUGCUUUAAGUAAAAAUUAACCCAAUAAAUUAGAACAAGUAAAGUCUAUUGAAUACAUUCUGUUGCCAAUUGUUUAAAUGUAGAUCACAGGAUUCUUUAAAAUGUCAAUAUUUGAAUGAUUGUGUGAACAAAACUAAUUUAAGGAAAACUACAAACUUUGCAUGAUUCUUGGUAUCAAAAUUGUUUGCUGAGGGAAAAAUACAAAUUAUA
Messenger RNA from Pristis pectinata (smalltooth sawfish), 1157 nucleotides. RefSeq names its product V-set and transmembrane domain-containing protein 5-like. Lineage: Eukaryota; Metazoa; Chordata; Chondrichthyes; Rhinopristiformes; Pristidae. Bases 62 to 643 code for a protein of 193 amino acids. Gene Ontology annotation, biological process: positive regulation of excitatory synapse assembly; filopodium assembly. Gene Ontology annotation, cellular component: dendrite; plasma membrane; axon. The record is from RefSeq and is a predicted model, not a curated record. The transcript has 4 exons.